Molecule: messenger RNA, 624 nt
Organism: Phytophthora nicotianae INRA-310
Lineage: Eukaryota; Oomycota; Peronosporomycetes; Peronosporales; Peronosporaceae
Exons: 4
Coding region: 1-624 (207 amino acids)
Source: RefSeq, a predicted model, not a curated record
AUGCCGCGCCGCAUGAGGGCUGCCGAUCAAGGGCCGCUGGACUGGCUGGUGCCCUUCAUCCCGCCAGUACUACGCGUGAACCGUGAUACGCGUGCUAAGAUUCGCCGCAAGGUGGAGCAGUUGUUGUCGAAGGAAACAUUAGAGAGCGUGGCACUUGCCCUCCGACCUCAUUGGCGUUCUCUCGCUUCUUACUCUUUGGUGGCAUCCGUUUGGAUCGGAGGGCUGAUGUACAUCCACGAUAAUGAACCCGAAUUCGCGGCGGCGUAUGUCAUUCUCUCAGGUUUCGCUGUGCUGUGCUAUCAUUUGCUGUUUGGCGGAGAGAGUCGUGCAGACGGUAUGAGCGCAUACUCCGUUUUCAAUCGCGGCGCUCAGAGAAUGCUGGGUUCGUUGUCGGCAGAACAGUUUGAGAAUGAGAUCCGCCAUCGGCAGCCAGGAUAUGAAGAUGCCCCGAUCCCACGCCGACCUGGUGGUGCAGCACAGGCUCUUGAUCACCAUGAUGAGGUGUACGAUGAAGAUGAUCCUGACUUGCUGGAGGCACUGAAGCUUUCACUCCAGGAAAAGAAGCGGGAGGCCCGUCGAGCUCGACGUACUAGUCGUAGGAAAACCCCAGCGGGCAACGACUGA